Messenger RNA from Fonticula alba, 1202 nucleotides. RefSeq lists its product as hypothetical. Gene Ontology annotation, biological process: endonucleolytic cleavage to generate mature 5'-end of SSU-rRNA from (SSU-rRNA, 5.8S rRNA, LSU-rRNA); endonucleolytic cleavage in 5'-ETS of tricistronic rRNA transcript (SSU-rRNA, 5.8S rRNA, LSU-rRNA); small-subunit processome assembly. Gene Ontology annotation, molecular function: RNA binding. NCBI's taxonomy places the organism in Eukaryota, Rotosphaerida, Fonticulaceae. The coding region runs from base 35 to 1081 and encodes 348 amino acids. Gene Ontology annotation, cellular component: nucleolus. The transcript is spliced from 3 exons. The record is from RefSeq and is a predicted model, not a curated record.
GCAGCCCUUUCUUUCUUUCUCCUGCCAGUCAAACAUGAAGGGAUCUCUCACCCCGGCGACCAAGCGGAAGUCAAUUUCCACUGAAGCGGCCCCGGUCGGCAAGCGGGCCAAGUUGUCCAGUGCCGCGACCCAGGAUCCCCGUUUUGCCCGGGUGUUCAGCGAGGAGGAGGCCUCCGAUGCCAAUGAGGAGGACGACCUCGAAUCGCCCGUUGACACUGACGAUGAGGCUGACGAGGAUGCCAGUGGUGCUGAGGAUGACCUCGACGCUGACAGCAGCGAUGAGGAUGACGGGAGCAACGAGGACGACGAUACUGGGGACGAUGAUGAUGAAGACGAUGAGGGCGACGAGGACGACGAGGACGACGAUGAGGGCGACGAGGACGAUGAGGAUGACGAGGACGAUGGGGAUGAUGAAAUUGACUCCUCGAUCGAUCUGCGCCCCCUGACUCCGGCCGCCCUCUCGGCCUUUAAGGCCGACCUUGAAAAGACCGGUGUCGUCUAUCUGAGUCGCAUCCCGCCGUUCAUGCGCCCGCACGCGCUCAAGAGUCUCCUGUCACACCACGGGAAGAUCGGGCGAAUUUUCCUCAAGCCUGAGGAUGAGCGCAUCCGCAAGCGCCGUGCGCGUGCCGGCGGCAACCGCCGAAUCAACUACAGCGAGGGCUGGGUCGAGUUCCUGGAUAAGUCCCGGGCCCGCUUCGCGGCUGACCUUCUCAACAACAACCAGAUCGGCGGCAACAAGCGCAGCAAGUUCUAUGCUGACAUCUGGAACAUCAAGUACCUGCCCAAGUUCAAGUGGCACCACCUCACCGAGCAGCUUGCCUAUGAGAAGGCUGCUCGGGAGCGCCAGCUCCAGGCCGAGAUGAGUCAGGCCAAGCGCCAGGUGGAUCACUACCUGAAGAAUGUGGACCGCGCGCGGGCCAAGGAGCGCGCGGCACAGGCGGCUGCCAGCAAAGAUGGCGGCUCAGCAAGCGCCGCCCCGGCGGCCAAGCUUUCCUUCGCCGAUAUGAAGUCGCGCUUCCGCCAGCGGAAAGUCGUUUCCGAUGUCUGGACCACCCCGAGCGCUGCCAAGCAGGCGGAUUAGUGUGGCUGGGCAGCUUGCUCACUCCUGUAUGCACGUGCCGUGUCCGUUGUCCUUGUUUUUUUUUCCACGCACACGGUUGCAUGUCCAAAUGUACCCUAGAGAUAGAUAGCUUGAUAGCGGC